This is a messenger RNA of Thalassophryne amazonica, 3822 nucleotides long. RefSeq names its product cofactor required for Sp1 transcriptional activation, subunit 7 (gene crsp7). NCBI's taxonomy places the organism in Eukaryota, Metazoa, Chordata, Actinopteri, Batrachoidiformes, Batrachoididae. Gene Ontology annotation, cellular component: mediator complex; core mediator complex; nucleus. Gene Ontology annotation, biological process: regulation of transcription by RNA polymerase II; positive regulation of gene expression. Gene Ontology annotation, molecular function: transcription coregulator activity. The transcript is spliced from 3 exons. The record is from RefSeq and is a predicted model, not a curated record. Bases 302 to 2116 code for a protein of 604 amino acids.
CGUCAAAGCGUAGCCGUCGUCUCCCAGCAUGCAGCGGGAGGCCGUUGAGAGAUCCAGCAGCUGGUAGUGAGUUGCUGAGGCGCCGAGCAGGCAGCAGCCGACGGUCAACACAGGGCGCUUUUCCCGUUCCGUGGGAGAUACACAGACGCGUCUGUCUCACGGGCGGCACACACACGCAGUCCCAAAGUAUGCUGUUCGGGCGCCUGACGCAUUCCCACGGCGGCUUCUGACUCAUCACAGCCAGUCGGUCUUGAUUGUGGAGGAAUCCUCCGUCCAUCCCCCGAAUCGCAGCGAACAGGCAAUGAGCACGGUCUCAGCAACCCCGCAGCAGAUGAGGGACCGGCUGCUGCAGGCCAUCGACAGUCAGAGCAAUAUAUGCAAUAUGGUGGUUGUGUUGGAAGUAAUUGCCUGUCUCGAAAGGUAUCCGAUCACCAAAGAAGCACUUGAGGAAACUCGCUUAGGAAAGCUGAUCAAUGAUGUCAGAAAGAAAACCAAUGAUGAAGACCUUGCCAAGCGGGCCAAGAAACUUUUGCGAAAUUGGCAAAAGUUGAUUGAGCCCGGGCCAGCUGCGGCCGUGAGUGCACCUGGAUCUACCAAUGGCAGUUCUCAUCCCUGCAGAACGGACACUCCUUCUUCUGAUGUUUCUAUGUCGGGCAAAAGUGGCCCUGAUAUCAAAAUCAGAAAUGACGUCCACAAUACUUACUCCCCCAAAGCUGAGAAAUCAGGCAGCCGCAAGCGUCGAGCAGAGCACAGAGACGGUGGUGUGUAUUUGCCGGAAAAACUCUCUAAAAUGUCUUCGUACGAUAAUGCAGUCUCGCCACCACCUAGCAAUGGUGUUGCAGGCAGCCCUGAAGCUCUGCCUGAGCACGAUGUCAUACCAUCUCCUGACAGAUCUCGUGUAGAGAACCUUGAAAAUGACAAAAUCAACAGAAUUCCAGUUAAUGCUGUCAAACCUCGCCCAAGCUCCCCUGGUGUAGCUAAACUACCUAGCACUUCUUCCUUGAUUAAGGUUGCGGUGAUGCAGCAGCAGGCCAGAAUGGAUGAAGGAGGAGGUGGCUAUUACCAAGUCAGAAGUCCACGUGGACUCACCACCAGUCCAAGGAGCGUGAAGCAGGACGCUGUAACCAAGCGCUCUGCAGCGUACACACUGAAAGGAGCGUCUGUUCCAAGCCCAUCAUCGAGAGAUUCUCCCUCCCCUCUGUCUCAGCCUGUGUCCUCCCCCGCCCAACCAUGUAAUGCUGAUAAACUGCCACAUUCUUCUCAUAGGCCUAUAAUGCACUGGGCCAGUUCUUCAGACGGUCCCACUCAUUGUCCAACACAAGAUACACCCACUACACUGGAACCUGUGUCAGUCUCCCCGUCACCCUCCCACCCCCAGCUUCUGCAACACAACUCAGAACUCAGGCAGACCCCUGAGGGAGCUUUUGCAAUGUCUGACGCAGAAGGGGCAACAAUUCCCAGCACUGAACAAAAAAGCAGGAAGAAGUACAGACCAAGAGACUACUCCGUCAACUUAGACGGUCAGAAAACAGAAGACACAUCUAAGCCUGUACGGUUAAAAGAACGCAGACUAACAUUUGACCCCGUCACACGUCAGAUUAAACCCCUGGUACAUAAAGAACCCUCUCAAAUAGAUGAAACCCCUGUUCGGGACCCAGUUGAGUUUAGGCAGAGGACUGAACCCACCGCUCAGCCCCCUGCCACCCCUGCCCCAAAUCCAAACCCUUUCCAACAGACAAACUGGAAGGAGCUGUCCAGGAACGAAAUUAUUCAGUCCUACUUGAACCUUCAGAGCAAUAUGCUCACCUCCUCUGGGGUCCAGGCCCCGAGUGCACACUUUUUCAUGUCAGAAUAUCUAAAAAGGGAAGAACAGGAGAUUAAGGAGGCACGGAAGACGCAUGUUCUGCAGACAGAGGGCUCAGUCAAGGAUUUACCCGGCGUGAGCCGGGAGGUGCUGGACGAGGACCUGAACAGGAUACACACCCAGCGCUGGGCGGGGGUGAAUGGUUGUUACGACACCCAGGGUACCUGGUAUGAUUGGACAGAGUGCAUAUCAUUGGACCCUCACGGGGAUGAAAAUAGAUUGAACAUCCUGCCAUAUGUUUGCCUAGACUGAGAAGUUUGAGAUAUUUUCUGCCCUUGUCCACUCCUUUUUCUUUUUUUUCUGCUCCUCUCUCUUUCCUCACAGAAACGUGAUAUUUUGUGAUUUUGUUCAUCCACUGUGAGUUUAGGGAAAGUCAGGCCUGCUAAACUCCUUAUGCUGCUUCCUCUUUCAGUGAUAAUCUGAGAUUUUGGUAUAUAAGAGAAAUAAAUUAAAAAGAAUAGUUGAGUUUGUCAAUGAAGGGCUGUUUCUUUUAUUUUUCAAACUGAAAAAUGUUGAAGCCCUGGUUGUGAAGUGCUGCUAGUCACACAGAAAUUAAAUAAAAAGGGGGAACAGAAUCAUCCAGUGAGACUGAUGGUGGUUUUACGAUGUGCAGCAGAAAGUUUGAAUUGCAGCUGUGUUUUCAGCCUCACUGGGAUGACAUGAUGUUCUCCGUGUUUUCUAGUUUACAAUGAGGAGCUUCAAACUGGUGCCGUAUUUAAGGGGAGGCUGGGGUUUAGCCGUCCUGUCGAGAGUUCACCGAACACAUCCAGGGUCACGCAGACUGGAUCAUAUCCGGCAUUUACAAGAAGCUUUAUGUGAGAUAUUAAAAAAGUAAAUUAUAAAUUUCUUAUGUAUGCAUCUAUUUAUUUUGAUGAGUUCAUUUGUGGGAUGGUCAUCAGAUUCAGAGACUAUUAGACACUUUUCUUCCCCUCACGUGUUUGUUAGGCUGAUUUUUAAAUGCAGGCGAGACGCGCCCAUGUCGUGAACAGCCUGUGAGAUUGGCAAAUGCAUUUUGGUCAAAACAUUCCAAACGCCACCCUUCACCCGCUGUCGCGCUUCUUCCAUCAGCUUCGAUGCGUCCUUACCAUCUCAAGUCUCUACAUUAUCGUGCAGAGCAAAUGGUUCCUUGAGAAUGUUGGAGUGUUAAUUUGGUGGGUGAAAUAAAAGAUAAACCUCAGCACCCGCUCAUCCUCUAAUAAGUCUAACUCAGCUCAAGUUUAUCCAUAAUUGUAUUUUAGAGACAAACUUUAAAGGCUUGCAUCAUUUCUAUUGCUUUAGUUAUUUUGUUUUCUGGAAUUCUUCCACGAAAUAGUCCUCUUAUGCACAUGUACAUAACGUGACAAUUUCUUCAUAAUUUUCUCACUGAUUAAAAAAUGUGAAUAGUGACUUUUUUUUUUUCUUCCCCUCUUCUUCUCCCCUACAGUAUGUGCACAUAAAUCUGGGGUUUUGUGCAAAUAUUUUUUUUUUCUUUCAAACAUUGGUUUGUUUUGAGGUAACUUUUUAAUAUAUAUAAAAACAAGAAGCAGUGUGCAUCAAAAUGUCUUGAGUGACAGAAAACAACUAUAAGGGUUUUUUGUUUGUUUUUCAGAUUUCCCUUUCUCCUCAGUCACUACACUUUUGCUCACAUAACCUUAGACGGCUGCUGCUCAGCCUCCAUUUGUACAUUUGGUCAGUCAUUCAUCCCUACCAAUGUGCCUUGGUAAAAUGGUUAGUCUGGAUUUGCUUCCACAUAAAACCUGUCCUCGGAGUUAGGUUGAUGUGGGACAAUUUUGUGAUCAAUAUGAUGCUGGUAUUCGCACCGUCUUGUUUUAUUUUUUUACUCAGCGAUCUAGCGAGGGGUGCGCCUGCAUACAAUGAAUCCUAAUCUGUUAUCUGGACUUUUGACCGGGGGCAUCUUUUUGUUCGGUGUUUAACAUCUCAGUUGUUUGACAAAUAAAAUGAUCUAAAUCUUCAGACCA